GUCGCCAUGGAGGCAGCAUCGCUGCCCGCCGCGCUGGAGCUGGUGGCCGGUGGCGGCGCCGGGCUGAGCCCGGAGAAGCGGGCGGUGCUGGGGGCCUCGCUGCUGCUCCUCCAGCGCGACUACCGCUUCGAGCGGGUCUGGUUCUGGGGCUGCAUCCAGGGCGUGCGCGGCGCCUACUACAUCGCCGAGGGGCUGGGCCCCGACCGCGCCGCGCCCCGCAGCCGCCUCUACAGCUUGAACUGCGUGGAAUGGAGCCUCCUGCCACCAGCGACUGAGGACAUAGUUGCACAGGCAGAGCAGCUGAAGGGCCGCUUCCAGGGGGAUCCUUCUUUUGAGUACGAGUACACCGAGAUAAACACAGAAGAUGCUGAAAGAUUGUUUGAAGAUGGUAAGGAGCUCAUGAUCAAGGAGGAGACCCGCCUUGUAGCUACGAUAGAACAGAUAGACAGAGCAGUUGGUAUCAUCCCCCGGGGGGCAUUUGUGAAGACUCCUCUUGGGUCUGUCCAUGAAAACAGAAACUUUGAAGGUCUUUCUUUGACAGAGGCGAAAAAGUUAAGUUCCUAUUUCCAUUUUACUGAGCCUGUUAACCUGAAGAAUAAAACCCUGCUGGAAAAAGCUCUCCUGGACCCAUCCACUGACUUUCUAGACUCUCUGGAGCAUGAUAUCCCACAAGGCUCCUGGACUGUCCAGCUAGAGAAGGGAGGCACUGUGGUGGUGCUGCGGAGCCUGCUGUGGCUGGGACUCACGUUCUACCAUGUUCCAAUGACCAAGCAAUACGGCUACGUCUACUUUGGCACUGGUGAGAAGAACUUAGAUCUGCCCUUCAUGCUGUGACUCUCCUGUUUGGGACGAGGACUCAGGAACAUUUAGAUCUUAUACUUUGGAGAUUUUUGUUUACUGCUUGUUCUAUUAAAUACGUGAAACCUCUGCACAUUGAGCACGAUUCUUUUGUGCCUGGCCUCUGGGCCUGAUUCUUUUCCUAGGACUUCACUGUUUGCAAUCCUCCAACUCCAGAUUGAAUUCACUGUGUCACUGGACAUCCUUUAGGUAGUAACAAAUGGCAUUUUCUUCCAUGACAGGCAAAGCCCUAGGUCAGAAAUCAAACCUAGGCCAUCUGUCUGAUUACAAAGGCACCAUGCUUACACAGAAACUCAUUUGGAGACAACACGAAUGAAUGCCUGCUGUCACCCAUAAAUGACGAACAAAAAUAGUUUCUGCCUUGGAGUCAGAGUAGAAAGCUGAUGCAUACUGUAAGGGAUCUCUACUAAACCCUGACCUCCAGAAAGGCAUAUUGAAGAGAGUAUUUUGUUUUUCAGAUGUUAGGUUUCACCAAAAUUAGAGGGGUCUUUCCAGCUCAUGGAACUAAACUGUAGAAAAAAAUUAACUGUGAGCAUCACCUGGUCUUUUGCAAAAUGUGCUCAUUCAGGUUCAUCUCAAGGCAAUGGUUUAAUUCAGUGACUUUUCCAUUAGUAAAACUCACUGAGGAGAGCUAGCUGGGCUAGAAGACAUAGUAACUUCAGUACAUAGCAGAAAGAAAAAUCUUUUCCUUUCUGAAGGGCUGUAGUUUCAAAGCUUCAUAAAGUAGACAGUCAGCCAGAGAUUUUAUCUCAGUAUAGUUAAUGAAGUCUUGGCUCUGUCUCCCAAAGCAAAAAGCUUGGCCAGCUCAAGGAGCUGAAUGUAGGGCCUCCAUUUCACAAAGUAAGGCUAAAAAGAACCAUUAUAAUCUAAUUUGAUUUCCUGGGUAAUACGGGUUUAUCCCUACCCUUUGUUCUUGUCCACGCUGGUAGGUAUUAGCAGAUGAUUCUGAUGAAAGCAGUACAAGGUUAAGUGACAUAGUAGUACAUAAAAAAGC
Messenger RNA from Grus americana (Whooping crane), 1852 nucleotides. It is a transcript of the gene RSPH9, whose product is annotated as radial spoke head component 9. The transcript is spliced from 5 exons. Bases 7 to 834 code for a protein of 275 amino acids. NCBI's taxonomy places the organism in Eukaryota, Metazoa, Chordata, Aves, Gruiformes, Gruidae. Gene Ontology annotation, biological process: cilium movement involved in cell motility; axoneme assembly; motile cilium assembly. The record is from RefSeq and is a predicted model, not a curated record. Gene Ontology annotation, cellular component: axoneme.